Molecule: messenger RNA, 2379 nt
Organism: Microthlaspi erraticum
Lineage: Eukaryota; Viridiplantae; Streptophyta; Magnoliopsida; Brassicales; Brassicaceae
Source: the annotation of a GenBank genome assembly
AUGCUUGCUGCUGCAGUAGGCUUCUUCAUGGUUUUUAAAAGAUUUAGAUUCUAUCAAGAAAACAAAGAAAUCCAUUUUUCUUUAUCGUUUUCAUCACCUCCGUCUUCUUUAUCUCCUUCACCAGUUAAUCCAUCUGCUUCUCAAAACUGGACACAAGAUGUCUUUCCGAGCUUCCGGGGGGAAGAUGUACGCAGAGACUUUCUCAGUCACAUUCAGAAGGAGUUUCAAAGAAAGGGAAUCACACCAUUCGACGAUAAUGGGAUCAAGAGAGGAGAAUCCAUCGGUCCCGAACUCAUACGGGCGAUUAGAGGAUCUAAGAUCGCGAUCGUCUUGCUCUCCAGGAACUACGCUUCUUCAAAGUGGUGUCUUGACGAGUUGAUGGAGAUAAUGAAGUGCAGGAAAGAACUAGGUCAAACUGUGUUGGCCAUUUUCUAUAGAGUGGAUCCAUCUGAUGUAAAGAAACUCGCCGGAGAUUUCGGCAAGGUUUUCAAAAAAACUUGUGCGGGUAAAACUAAGGAGGUCAUCGAGGGAUGGAGACAAGCUUUGGCGAACGUGGCCACAAUCGCUGGUUACGAUUCAAGCAACUGGGACAAUGAAGCGGCCAUGAUUGAAAGAAUCGCCUCUGACAUUUCAAGUGAGCUGAUUAAGUCUGCACCAUCAAGUGAUUUCGACGGUUUCGUUGGGAUGAGAGCUCAUGUGGAGAAGAUCGGACCGUUGUUAUUCUUAGGCUCCAAUGAAGUGAGGAUGAUAGGGAUUUGGGGACCUUCCGGAAUUGGUAAGAGCACCAUCGCUAGAGAACUAUAUAGCAAAUAUUCUCACCAGUUCCAACUUAGUGUCUUCAUGGAGAAUAUCAAAAGACGUUAUCCAAGACCUUAUUACGAUGAGUACAGCGCGAAACUGCAAUUACAUAAAGAGUUCUUGUCCCAAAUAAUCAACCAUGAGGAUAUGUUGAUUCAACAUUUAGGAAUUGCGCAAGACAGGUUAAAAGACAAGAAAGUGCUUGUGGUUCUUGAUGACGUGGACCAUUUGGUGCAACUAGAUGCCAUGGCGAAAGAACCUUGGUGGUUUGGUCCUGGAAGUCGGAUUAUCAUCACAACACAAGAUAGAAGAAUUUUGAAUGCACAGAGGAUUAACCAUAUUUACGAGGUGGAAUUUCCAUAUGAUGAUGAAGCUCUUGAAAUCUUCUGCAUAUAUGCUUUUGGUCAAAAGUCUCCAUCUGAUGGAUUUGAGAACCUUGCUAAGGAAGUUACACAUCUUGCUGGUAAACUUCCUUUAGGACUAAAGAUUAUGGGAUCUUAUUUCAAAGAAAGGCCGAAGAAGGAGUGGACAAAGGCACUACCAAGGUUAAGGGCUAGCCUUGACGGAGAAAUAGAAAGUAUUCUGAAGUUCAGCUUCGAUGCCUUAUGCGACGAAGAAAAAGCAUUAUUUCUUUAUAUAGCCUGCUUUUUCAACUAUGAGCUAAUUAAGAAAGUGAAAACGUUUCUUGCCGAGAAAUUUUCAGAUGUUGAAGGUAGUCUUCGUAUUUUAGUUGAGAAAUCUCUCAUAUCCAUCAAGUUUGGGAGAUUUAUAGACAUGCAUACUUUGCUAGCACGUCUAGGUACGGAAAUUGUUCGUAAACAAUCCAUUAACGAGCCUAGGCUGCGUCAGUUUUUGGUUGAUUUUAGAGAUAUACGCCAAGUACUAUGUAAUGAUUCAGUAAGUUGUCGAAGUGUUAUAGGCAUACAUUUGAGGAAUAGUGAGUUGGGGAAGGAGUUGAAGAUAAGUGACGGAGCCUUCGAAAGAAUGUCCAGUGUCCAAUUCUUAAGACUCUGUUGGGAUAAACCAGCGGAGUUUGGUUAUGAUCGGUUCAUACCAGAAAGGCUGAACUGUCUACCUCGAGAAGUUAGAUUACUGCAUUGGGAAAAUUUUCCGAUGACAUGUCUGCCUUCUAGUUUUGAUACGGAGUUCCUUGUGGAAAUAAACAUGUGUCAUAGCAACCUUGAGAAAUUGUGGGAAGGAGUUAAAACGAUUAAAAAUCUCAAGUGGAUGGACUUGGAUAAUUCCAGCAAUCUAAAGGAGCUUCCUGAUCUCUCAACUGCCACUAAUCUCCGAAAGUUGAAACUUAGUGGUUGCUCAAGUCUAGGGGAACUCCCCUAUUCUAUUGGGAAUGCUACCAAUCUCCAAGAAUUGGAUCUUUGUGGUUGCUCAAGUCUAGUGAAACUCCCCUCUUCUAUUGGGAAUGCAAUUAAUCUCAAAAAAAUGAUUGUUAGGGAAUGUACAAGUCUGAUGAAACUCUCCUUUACAAUGGAAAAUGCCACUAAUUUCCAGGUAUUGGAUCUCCAAGGAUGCUUACAUCUACUUGAGCUCCCAUCUUCUAUUGGCAAUCUCAAGGAACUGUAG